Messenger RNA from Magnolia sinica, 2131 nucleotides. Its product is annotated as probable protein phosphatase 2C 66. Lineage: Eukaryota; Viridiplantae; Streptophyta; Magnoliopsida; Magnoliales; Magnoliaceae. The coding region runs from base 65 to 1735 and encodes 556 amino acids. Gene Ontology annotation, biological process: protein dephosphorylation. Gene Ontology annotation, molecular function: protein serine/threonine phosphatase activity. The transcript has 5 exons. The record is from RefSeq and is a predicted model, not a curated record.
CUCCUUUCUAGUUUCGACUGUACAAAAUCCAUACUCUCUCUUUCUCUCUCUCUCUGAGAUCGAAAUGGGCGCCUGCCUCUCCUCUCCAUGCGGCGGAGAUGCCAGUUCAGCUCAAAAGAAAACCCUAACCCUAGAUUCAUCAUGCCCAUCGAAUUCCCAGCGAUGGAGUUCGAAGCGAUGGAAGAUGAAGAAGAUGAAGAGCAGCAGCAGCACCACCAGCAGUGGCGCCAGAGAUUCUUCUGAGAAGAGAGGAGGUUCAAUCUCUGAUCGGAUCUCCGGCAUCAUCGAUUUCGGAUAUCUCCUGAGAGGCGGAAGUGUCGGAGGAGAUGAGGAGCUGAGCCGGAUUCCCGGCCGCAUGUUCGCCAAUGGCUCCAGUAACACUGCUUGUCUCCUUACUCAGCAGGGAAAGAAGGGAACCAAUCAAGACGCUAUGCUCGUCUGGGAGAAAUUUUGUUCGAGAGAUGACACCAUCUUCUGUGGAGUAUUUGAUGGCCACGGUCCAUUCGGUCAUAUGGUUGCCAAGAAAGUGAGAGAUUCCCUUCCUGUUAAGCUGUCCACCCACUGGAAAGCUAAUGCAAGUGAUCAAAGCAGCCUGUAUGAGAGCAGCAGCGUGCUUGGAAGCAUGAAUUCUGAAGAAACGGCAUCUAUUAGCAUGGAGGAUGAGUGGGUCGAGUCCUUUGAUGCUGAUGAAAAUGAAAAGUUGCCUGAGAUGUAUACGGCAUUGAAACAGGCUUUUCUCAAGUCUUUCAAGUUAAUGGAUAAAGAACUGAAACUACAUCCCACAAUCGAUUGUUUCUGCAGCGGAAGUACUGCCGUCACCUUGGUAAAGCAGGGACAGGAUCUUGUAAUUGGAAAUGUUGGAGAUUCAAGAGCAGUAUUGGGCACUAGAGAUAAAGACAACUCAUUGAUUGCUGAACAAUUGACCGUAGACUUGAAGCCCAAUCUUCCAAGGGAAGCUGCAAGAAUACAGCAAUGCAAAGGACGAGUUUUUGCUUUGCAGGAUGAGCCAGAGGUUGCGCGUGUUUGGUUGCCCAAUAAUGAUUCGCCUGGGUUAGCGAUGGCUAGAGCCUUUGGGGAUUUCUGCCUGAAGGAUUUCGGUUUGAUAUCUGUUCCAGAUAUUUCUUAUCGUUAUCUCACGGAGAGGGAUGAAUUCAUUGUUCUUGCCACUGAUGGGGUAUGGGAUGUUCUCUCAAACAAAGAAGUUGUGGAUAUAGUGGCUUCAGCACCGAGUCGCUCAACGUCUGCCAGAGCUCUUGUAGACUACGCAGUUCGAGCAUGGAGGUUCAAGUUCCCGACAUCCAAAAUUGAUGAUUGUGCUGUCGUCUGUCUCUUCUUGGACCCUCCAUCCUCAUCUGAUCAAGGUCAAGAGAGUGCUCUGAAGAAGACUCCCAAGGAGGCAGUGGAGAUGAUGGUCUCCGCCUCAAUGGCAAAAGAAGCAACAGACAGGACACCACAGGAGGCGGUUGUUGAAGGAGUUUGCAUUCAGGGUUCUGCUGUUGAGUGUAUGGAUAACAUUCAAGGCACCAGUGAAAUCAUGCCAGUUUCUGAGCCAAAGGAAGAGAAGCUGCCUGACAGGUGCCAUUCAACAAGGAGCCUUGCUGAGUGCAUUUCUAAUGCAGAUGAAGAGGAAUGGUCUGCUCUUGAAGGCUUUACAAGGGUGAAUUCCUUGCUAAACCUUCCCAGAUUUGGAUCUGGUGACAAGAAGUCGCGCAGCUGGAGGAAAAAAUGGCUAUGAUCUAUGAAGCAAUCGACAUUAUCCUGCACUGUCCUCAUCUCCUCCACACUCAAUCAUGCUAGCGGUUAGGAAUUGGAACUACACGGAAAAAAAAUAAUAAUUCUUUCAAGUGAUUAUUCAAACAAGCCAGCGGAUUAGAAGUAACAACCUGCAAGAACAUAAAAUAGUAGAUGGUAGGCAAUGGUUGGGAAUAAUCAAACUAGACAAUGCCCCUCUAAGCCUGCAUCAAAUCAUUUUCAUUGCUGCUGGAUUUGGGAUUUGAUUCCGAGUGGGCGGCCUUUUCUCCACUGAAAUUGUAAGUAUGCACUGUUUCCUCAUGACAAUCAUCUUUUCAUGUUUGUAGGUAAGAUGAAACACUGUUCUGUUUGAUCCUUGGUUGAAAAACCUUUUUAUUUA